Molecule: messenger RNA, 1632 nt
Organism: Brassica napus (rape)
Lineage: Eukaryota; Viridiplantae; Streptophyta; Magnoliopsida; Brassicales; Brassicaceae
Exons: 4
Coding region: 1-1632 (543 amino acids)
Source: RefSeq, a predicted model, not a curated record
AUGGCUCCAUCGUUCUUCUAUCCUCUUCCGACGAUCAAGGAUGACCGGCUCGAGGAGCUUUACACCGUUCACGGCGUUGAUCGGGCCGUUGUAGGUGAUUUGGCUUCUACGUCUGAAUCUUCGGAAGCUGUUCGUGAUGGAAAUGGUGGGGCGUAUCUCUCCUUCUUUGAGACCUGUAGUCUUUUAUUUCCGAUCCCGGAGCCCGUCCUUAAUAUUUUAGCGGAGCUGGGCUUGUCGCUUACUCAAAUGUGCCCUAAUUUCCUGAGACAUCUUUUGGCGCACCUGGUCAAGGAUCGCGAGGAGGGUCUAUUGUUCGGCUUCGACGAGCUUCGUCACCUCGUUCUGAUGAAGCGAAACAACCAAAACCCUGGGACUUUUCUUAUGUCUCCCCGUCCAGGACGUCAAAUCAUACAGAGCAUCCUCUAUCGUGAUCAGAACUGGCGAGAGGAGUUUUUCGUCUUCAAGAUCGAUGAAGCGUCUGUGGGAAGCUUUGAUUUCUCGAAACUUGCCCGCUAUUGGACUGAGGACAUAGUUCAUUCGGGAAUAUCUUCUAUGACCGACAUGCUUCGGGGUUUAAUCGGAGCUCUCCGGAGAGGUUGGAGAGGCAGCUUGCGAGGAGGUCAUCAUUUCGCACCUCCACAUCGGCGUUGGCAGGCAAGGCCGAUAGCGGGAUACCUCCGAUCCCAACUCCGCACUCGGAUGAUGAGGGUUCCCCCAAAGGUUCGGAGAUCCCAUGUUCCUUUGAGUCCCAUCUUGCAGGACAACUCUGCUGCUGCGAGCCGUAAGCGGCGUCGAUUGUCGAAGGCCGUUAUGCUGGAGCCAUCUCGUUCUAAGCGAGAAUCGAAGGGAUGGAGGCUUGUCCUAGAGGGCGAAGGUCCUUCAUCUAUGGGCCAAGACGAUCUCGUUUCAUUUGCUCGUCGUACGAGGUCCGUGGAUUGUCGCCCUCCGUCUCUCGCUUCUCUUGAUGAGGAAGGGGCUUAUGCCAAAGUAGUCGUCACGAGCUCCAAGGUUAUGGAAGCUUUUAACGAGUUUGUUGUGACGAUGGAGGAUCGUGUGCAUGCUCUUCGCAACGAGAGUGAGGUGGAGAAAGAAAAGGUUGAGGUCCAAAGGGUUACAGAGGAGCUUCGGACGACCAAGGAGGAGGCUAGGAAGAAAACUGGAGAGGCGAUGAUCUUGAGGGAUGAAUGGAAAAGGGCUCGCCAGGAAAGGGUGGUGUUUGAGACCGAGGUCGCUACCCUCAGGACCAAGGUCGUGGAGCUCGAGACUGAUCGUGACCGGGAUAUCUGUGGGGGUUCUCGCGCCGCUCGUCGUGAAAUUGCUAACGGCUUCCGAGAGGUUCUAACUUCCUUGGAGAAGAAAUGGGUUGACAAGAAGAAGGAAGUGUUUGCUGAGAUUCAACUCCACGAGGUGGUUGCCAAGCUCGAUCUGCUGAAUGAGAUCAAGGAUGAAGGGCUGGUUGUAGAAGACGAGAUCGUUCGUCUGAAGGAGAUGGAGAAAGAUUGCAAGGUCGCUGCUAGUUUGGCCGCUGUUCCGGAUUGGUCAGUCGCGGGUCUUGAUCUUCCUCAAGUUUCCGAAGACUUGAUUGACGACGAGGCUGCGAGCUCAUCUGCUAGAGAAGAAGCUAACUCUUAG